Saccostrea echinata is the source of this 5963-nucleotide messenger RNA. RefSeq names its product tRNA (32-2'-O)-methyltransferase regulator THADA-like. The coding region runs from base 28 to 5916 and encodes 1962 amino acids. The record is from RefSeq and is a predicted model, not a curated record. Gene Ontology annotation, biological process: tRNA methylation. Gene Ontology annotation, cellular component: cytosol. NCBI's taxonomy places the organism in Eukaryota, Metazoa, Mollusca, Bivalvia, Ostreida, Ostreidae. The transcript is spliced from 40 exons.
UAAUUUUUUUAGGUUACUUGUUGAAAAAUGUCGGCACAUGAAAAGAAGGAAUAUCUCUCUUGUUUUGAUCUUGUCAGAGACAAUCUGAUGCAGGAUGUAUACAAAGACGAAAACGUGCUAGAGGAUGAAAACUUGUUAAACAGAAAGUUUGAAAAAUUAUUUGAAUCAAAAGACAUAAAACAGCAAAUUGUCAUUCUGAAGGAGAUAUGCAAAGAAAUCCAGGUAUGUUUUCUAAGAAAGGACACAGGGUCAAAGAUGAUUUCAUCUGUCACAAUCCUAGUCAACAUCUACCUAAAUUGUCCUCCCAAACACACAGUGAAAAGGCUGUUGGCAAGCACAUUCCAGAAUUUUAAUCAUGAAUUCAAAACCUUACUAUGUGAAAAGAUGAAAGAAGAAGUCAGAAUAAAGAUCGCUGAAGAGGUCAAGGAUGUCUUAGCUGCCCGACAGACAGUUAAUAUGAUAUACUGUCUCAUGGAAAACUUUACAUUAGGGGAGCAGUGUCUUUCUUUGAUAUUUCUACCAGUCCUUAAGUAUUUGACCAGAGCUCUUGCAAAGUUUUUGGCUACAAAGAGUAGUGACCUGUCACCUGUUGAGGAUAAUGAAGUAAUGCAUCAUUGCCUGGCCACCUUGCAAGCCUCCAGUAAAUUGGUCCAGAAAUGUGUAGGGGAUAUUGAAGGAGCAGAUUCUUACACAGAGAAAGAGAUCCAAUCUGUCUCGCAGACAUUUAUUGAUAAUAUAAUGCUAAUACUUAAAUCAGAUAAUUUCCUGUUGGAUUGUAAGACCAGUGGCAGCAUGUGUCUGACCCUCUUGUUAAAGCUGACAGCUGGAAAGAAUACAACAGAUUUGAUCUUGGACAUCAUAUUUGGUGAGGAUAUUAAAAAUACUCACAUCCCAGAUUGGUUGUUAAGGACAUCUUUAUGUAGGAGUGUCCUAGCCCAGUUCUCCCCGACUUCUUGCUUGUGCUUGUGGUUUGGGAUUCUGGCUCAGUUAGAUGUUUCGGACUUACUAAAUCACAGUAGAGACAGCAAGAGUCUACUAGUGGAUCUCAUGUUGAACAGAAUAUUAUCAAUUGGUUCAAGAAAUCUUGACACAAGUGGGAAACUUCAGAUGGCAAGGACCGUCCUCAUGUGGACCAACAGAGCUUUGGCCUGUUUGAAGUCUGAUAGCUGUGACCCUGAAGUAGUGGCUAAAUUAACUGGUCCUGGGGACCUGCUACAGAGGGUACUAGAGUUUGUGUGGAUGAUUUGGGAGGAUACAACAGAUGUUGUAAGGUUUACUGCCAAAGACAUCUUUGAAUCUGUCAUCAAGGUACACAAGGCUGCAACAGGUGCUAAAGCUUCAGAUGACCAGUUCUUGAUGGACCUGACUAGAUCUCUCCUGUUACAAGUGAGCUGGUCAAGCAAGGGAAAAUAUGGAACACUCCGGAUCCUGGCUGAGAAUUUUAAAGUCUCAACACUACUUCAGUUCAGUCCAGACCUUGCACAGGAUAUUCUGAACAACCUCAAAGAGCAGACGGUUGCUUGUUAUGCUAGUGAUUUGUAUGAUAAACUUUUGACUGAGCAUCUUAAAGAGCUCUCUCAGCCAGACAACAAAAAGCAGUGGCAAAAAAUCUGGGUGUGGCCCAUGCUGCAGUGCAUGAUGGGAAACAACUCACAACAGAGGACGUUUAUCAUUGAGUAUGUCCUCCCCAAACUUCUGAAAACAGGAAAAGACACCCUGGAGUACAUGAUUUCAUCUCUGUGUAAUGACAGUCAGUCAGUUUCAGAUGACCAGUUAGGUGCCCUAAUCAUGUGCUUGAGGAGAGCUCGAGUCAUGGGUCUGUUGGACAAUUCUACAACUGAAUCAUCCCACUGUUUGUAUGGAGUAGUGAAAAUAGAACUGGUCAAACAAGCCCUUAGCCAUACAGAUGAUCAGGCUAGACUGGAUGCAUUUGCCUUACUCUGUGAAAACCACAAGACAUCUGAACCAAUCAGCCAAUCAGAGUUCAGAUUACUGAAAUACUUCAUCCAAUGGAAUAUGAAGAACCAAUCACCAUCCUUUAGACAACACAUGGUGGCUCAUGUUAAAAAGCUGUUUAUAAGAUUUAAAGAGAGUGAAGGUGCAUUGUGCAGAAAAUUUCAGUCUAGAAAUACACAUCCAGAGGUCAACAGUGUUUUGAUAUCGUAUAAGAACUUUGGGUCCUGGCUGUUCCAGUUUCUGCUUCACUCCCUUUAUCCGGGGUCAGCAUUUGCCAGACGUACAACAGCCCUGUCUGUUCUAUCUAUCAUGGUUAAUCUUCUCCAUCCUCCUAAUAAGGGAGGUUAUAUCAUAUGGGAGGAGUGGAAAGGUUGUCACAUCCAAACACUUAUGGAAUGUAUGACAGACACGUUUGAAGACAAUAAGAAAGAGGCCUUCCAUAUAUUGAAGCAUUGCUUCUACCAAGGGCUUCAUCUCAAGAACCUCAUCAAUAUGAAUGAAUCUGAGCUGUUGGACAUUGGUCUGGAAUUAGCUGGCAGUAACCGUCCACAGGACUGUACCACAGGAGCCUACCUCCUUCGAAUCCUCCUCCUACAGCCUAGAAUUCAGGACUUCCUGGUCAAUUCCCAGGAAACCCUCACAAAAUACCUUACACCUUCUGCUCUGGCAAAGUGGGAGGACUUACUGGAUGGGACACAAAAUCUGAAGACUGCUCUCCAGAAAAUGUCCCACCAAAAUAGAGCUUCAUCAGGGGGAACUGUGUUGUUGCUGUGGAUUUUGUUAUUUUACCUGGAAGAUCAACUGCAGGUUUCUAAGACUGGGUUGUUUAUCACAGCAGCAACAAAACCAAUGUAUCCCACAUUACAUUGCAUCAGAUACAUCCUGUUUGAUGUUAAUCUGAAGAAGCUAUCUACAGAGGAAUUGAUGCUGUGGCAUCCUCUGAUGGAAAAACUUCUGUCGUGUUGUCUGGAGAUAUCAGAUAUUGUUUCUCCUGUUGUACAGAAUAGCUCACCUGAGGGUAACGUUCCAGAGGAAGCCAUCAAAGGUGUGGAGUCCAUCUUUGCAAAGGAGGGAAAGCUGAGUAGUUCUGAAGCAGAGCGUUGUGUGGAGACAGUCAGGCUGAUGCCAGAGUAUCUCGUCGUCUGCUGUUGGAGAAAUAUCAAGGAAGUGUCAUUAUUACUUGGGCAGCUGACAUUUGAUGCCCCAAUUACAUCACCACAGACUUCAGUCAUAGGACUUCUCACUGUUCAGCAGAAUAAGAUCAUUGGAGAGUAUUUCAGGAAGCAGUUAAUGGAAUCUAUACACAGGGGAGCAUUUGAGCUGGCAUGUGCUGGUUUUGUCAAACAGUGUGAAAUGCUGUGGAGAUGCAACAUUAAGGCUCUCCACCAGUUACCCAAGCUCUGGUUAGAACAAGUCAUGGCUGACAUUAAAAAUGAUGAUGAGAAUAACAAGUUGUGUGCCACAAGAAGAAGUGCAGGCAUCCCAUUCUUUGUACAGACAUUAGUAAGUACAGAGCCCAACAGUACAGGGCGGCCAUGUUUUAAGUUGACCAUGAGUGAACUGCUACAACUGGCUCUCAAGGAGGACACUAAAGAACUGUCUAAUUCCAAGGUUCAUGCCCUUAACAUACUGAGAGCUCUGUUCAAGGACUCCAGACUGGGUGAGGUGGUGACUACUUUUGUUGCAGAUGGACUGAGGGCAGCCAUUUUGGGAUUUCAGUCACCAUUUUGGGCAGUGAGAAAUUCCUCCACUCUUUUACUGAGCACUAUGAUGACCAGAAUUUUUGGAGUUAAAAGAAGCAAAGAUGAGUCAAAUAUGUCAAAGAAAAACUGCCAGACCGGUCGUCAGUUUUUCCAUCAGUACCCAGCUCUUUACCCAUUCCUUCUGAACCAGUUAGAAAUAGCAACCAGAAAUAUAAGUGAUACAGACCAACUCCAUCUUCACCCAGGACUGUACCCUGUACUGAUGAUCCUGGGACGACUAUUUCAGUCACCACUAGAGGGCGCUGAUACUUCUCUAAACCUGGCAGCGUUUAUCCCAUAUGUUAUUAGAUGUAGUUCUAGUCCUGUCCUGAAGACCAGACUGAUGGCAGCCAGAGCUUUACAGCCAUUAGUGCAGAAAGGUCACUUAUGUUCUCUGAUGUCUCAGUUGUUGAACUUGGUCCCUGCAUCUCAGGAAAAAGCUAGGCACAGCCACAUACAUGGUGCUUUGAUAGAGAUUUCAAACCUCCUAGACAUGGCAUUCACAAUGCCUGAUGGAAUAAACUGCACGGAGUCUGGAUUGCAUUUAUGGAAGGAAAAAAUGUGGCUGCUCAGCAGACAAAAUCCAUGUUACUUAACAAAAAAAGCAGCCUUUGAGGUGUCAGAGAAAGUCCUGUUAGUUUUGAGGCAGUUUCCAGAGGAAGAAACUGGGGAAAUUGCUACAGACAUUAAUAGCAAGUUGUGCCAAACCUUGUCUGAAGAAUUUUUAUCAGGAAUAUACGAUAAAAAAGAGUUCUGUUCCAGUCCAGGAUUUGUAGAGUACCUCACCGUGAUCACCAAAAUGGACCUCCAAUUAGCACUCAAAAACUCCACGUCUUCAUCUGAAAUUCUAAGAAAAUUACAGGCACUGUUAGCCUCUGAAAUAUACGAGGUUCGACUGGUGGUUCUGGAUAUGCUGAUAUCUUUGUUUCGAGAGGAAGAGCUUUGGAAGCAGGCACCCUUCCCACCACUGUCCUCUGCUGCCAGGGAGUGUUUGAUGUCAUUACUGCCUUCUCUGUAUAACAUGGCUUUGUAUAAGGAGCAGCACUUUGAAUGUCAGAUUAAGGUUUUUGAGGCUCUAGAUUUACAUCCCUUGCUGAGAAAAAAAGAUUGGAAAGACAUCGGCAUUAAUGAAAAUUCAAGACAGGUCUUAAAGCAAUGCUUGACUGUGAUAGAGUCAUCUUCAAGGGAUGAAGUUAAGGCAGUUGUGAUAAGGUUUACUCGUUGGAUGAUAGCAGAUGUUCUAAAAAACUGGACAGAAGAUUGCAUGGAACCUGUUGAUUCCUGGAUGGCCAUUCUCAGAGAUAGUGUGGGAGCAGAGAAAAUUACUGACCUUCAACUCUCUGUUGCCAUGGUGAUUCAGUGUAAUUCCAUCUGUCUCCUCAAAAACUCUCAUUCCUCUCUAGGAACUAAGAAAAUGUCUGAGUUCUGGGAAAUGUUGACCAACUUACAACAGGAGGAUGACCCUGAGGUCAGAGAGGUCAUCACCAAGACACUGCUACUUCUGGGAAAUGAUAAAGCUGUCCAACCAUCCUUGACCUUGGAUUACUUGGUGAGGUCCUUUGUAUACAUGCAUGCUGGAACGAAGGGAGUUAACUGCUUCAAAACUCUGAUAUCAUGGAUCAUUAACAACGAAUCCUCAAGUGAGGGUGCAGAGAGGCUGUUUGACAAAAGUGAAAUGAAUAUCUUUAGGGAGGAAGUUUUGUUUUACCAAAUUCUACUGAAGUACUGUCUUGGUAUGGUUCAGGUUAACAGACUUCAAUCCAAAGAGGGAGACAACUCAAAAACUCACAUUGAUACAGAUAAAAAAGUUGCCACCAUUGGAAAGGAAAUGUUACCUGAUGUGAGGUCAAAAUUAGACAUCAUGGACAUUUUAUCACAGCUUUCUCUAGUAGUUGAUGAAAACUUUUCCCUGGACUCAAAAGCAAUGUUACCAUUGACAGAAUCCAGUAUUUUGGAAAUAUUAGAGAUGAUCAGGUCUUUUCUGAAGAAAAAGUCACCAUUUUCAAUAGUAAAUGAGAAAAGGAAUCCUUUUCUAAAAACUAAUGCAUUUCAAGAAAGUCUUUUGGAUCAGUACAAAUGCAAAUUAUUGAGUUUUAUUCAUAAAAUCCUCAAUGAUAUAUGUGGAUAUUCAGAUAGUGAACAUGAAAUAAAUACAUUUAUGGAAUCGAUGUAUGGAAUGGAAAAUUUAACCUAUCCAAAUUGUUUUGUAUCAAGUUGAAAUCUAGCAACAAUAUAUUGUGAUAAAAUACAAUGCUUCUUUUUUUU